Owenia fusiformis is the source of this 1897-nucleotide messenger RNA. The record is from the annotation of a GenBank genome assembly. Lineage: Eukaryota; Metazoa; Annelida; Polychaeta; Sabellida; Oweniidae.
AAUAUACAUUUAUUAUCAAUUAUUUUCUCAUUAUCGAAAGCAAUAUUAGUUUAUAUCUGUUGUUUUUUCAUAUGUUAUGACUCUACAUUUACAUUCAUCUAAGUAAACAUGAAGAAAAGGUCCGAAUACUGAUGUACAUAGUGAACUAUAUGUCAUUAAAUCUCCAAUGUAAUCAUUUCCUGUUUACUGAGUUAUUAGGCAAAGUGGAAAAAAUGAUGGACAGUGUACAACUUCUGGACAGCAAUUAUGCUCGUCAAUUACAAUCAAAAUACACACAGGGGAGAUUACAUAAAGGUCACAGUAUAGCAGCAGCCUCUGCCUCCAUCCCAAGUAAAUACCAAACAGUUGUGCUCGAUAACUCUGACAGAAAAGGAUUUGGAGCAAGAGCAAAACGAUUUAACUAUGAAGCUGGUGAUAAUCCAGGACCUGGAAAUUACCUCAACCACACUGGAAUGGACAAAGUCAGCAGCUCAUAUUCGAAGAAAGGAACAGGUGGCUUUGCAUCAAAGGCAAGAAGGGCACCUAAACAUGAGUCAACAUGUGGACCAGGAGCCGCAGCAUAUGGUCUCCCUAGUCUACUAACUACAAAGAAAGAUUACAACAAAAUGACAAGCACCAGCUCAUUCCACAAACCUAUUGCAGUACAGAAAGAGAAACCUGGGGUUCCAGCUCCAAACAAUUAUGAGGUGAACAAAUCCAGGGGUCUUCAAUCAAAGAACAGUGUCAUUAGUGCCAAUGCAGCAUUCAAGUCACAAUCAAAACGUGAAGUGAUUAAUGUAAAUGAAGCUAGCAAAAAACCAGCUCCAUGUCAUUAUCAGAUCAAUGAUGAGCUAACAAGAGACAGAGUUAAAGUACCAGAAUCCAGUUUCAAAUCUAAGACAAAAAGGCAGAUUGCUCCAGAUAGUUACCCAAACCCAGGUCCAGGAACAUACAAACCCCACGAACCAACUGACCCUGCAAAUAAACAGCUCCUCCCCAGGAAACACUACCUCGGUAUCAGUGCACCUGCUAUGCCCCUCCCCCCAGGUCUCCCCAACCCCGGACCUGGAAGUUAUGAACUGGUUAAUUACGAGGGUCCAAUGAAGCACUAUAUGUCCAGCUCCCAAUUUGUCUCCAAUACAAGUAGAUGGGCAGGUGAUGUGAACACACAACCAGGAGAUCACCCAGGACCAGCUCAUUAUCACCCACAAGGAGGGAACAAGACUUCGUUUAUCUACAAUGCAUCAUCACGGUGGAUAUAACACUACAUCACUAGUCAACCAGAUGUGACAGCAUCAACCAAACCAUGUGCAGUAUUUCAAUAGCUGAACACUAUUGAACAAAAAAUCUCAAAUGACUCUGGGACUAUAUUUCUUGUAUGAAAUGAAUGCAGUGAGCUACCAAUCGUGUAGAGCUCAUCAAAAGUAAUGGAUUCAAAUAGAAUAGAUCAAUGACAAUGGAUGGCAAGCUGUGAUUAUAUUGUCUUUGAUGUAUUAAUACUAGAAUACCAUACACAUUACACAUGUAUUUGUGAAACUGUGAUCAGAUAGAUGUCUAUGUAUUAUAAGAUGGGGUUAUCUAGCUAGUAUACAAUUACUUUUUAAGAGUUUGUGAUUAAAGUCAAGAACCCCAGGUUUGAGUUUCAAGAAUUGUAGGAUCCUAUGAUGAAAACACAUUCAUGAAUGCUACAAGAUAGAUAAGUUCCACAGUGUAAAUACUUGUAUAUAAUAAAAAGAAAAAUGCCAAAGGAAAUUGUACAAAAAAGAUACAAAGAACAGUAUGUAAAUAAGUUAGUCAAAGCUUUUUAUUAUUUAAAAAACAUUGUCUUAGAUAACAUAAAAAAAUGUGUAAAUUACACUCAACAUAUGUAUAGACAUGCAUGUACAUUGAUAGGUAAUAAUAUAUUUUAUAUAAAAUA